AUGUCAUCCUUCCAUAUCGUCGAGCACAAGAUUCCCUGUCAACAUAUCCGAGAGUAUCCCCGUGCUACAGCUGGCGCACAGGAGGAUGUGCUACACCUGGCGGUGAAACAGUAUAUACCGAAAGACAAUCCCAAUCCACAGCCCGGAGAUGUCACGAUCAUAGGAGCACAUGCCAAUGGUUUCCCGAAAGAGCUUUACGAGCCUUUGUGGGAUGAUAUACACGCUCGGUCAAAAAAACAUGGCUUUCGCAUAAGGAGUAUAUGGAUUGCCGAUGUUGCCCAGCAGGGACACAGCAGCGUACUGAAUGAACAACUGCUUGGGAAUGAUCCGGGCUGGAACGACCACCCCAGAGAUCUGCUACACCUGAUCAACCUCAAACGAGACGAGAUGCCGCGACCUAUCAUAGGCAUUGGCCAUUCGAUGGGGGGGAACCACUUAGUCAAUGUCGCAUACAUUCAUCCCCGUCUUCUCACCACUUUAGUCCUUAUCGACCCUGUCAUACAGAUCUACUCCUCGGUCGCACCACACGUAGGGCCCAGCCCCGCCCGUCUAUCUACGUUCCGCCGCGACGUGUGGCCGUCGCGUCAAGAGGCAGCCAAGUCAUUUAAGAAGAGCAAAUUCUAUCAAGCAUGGGAUCCGCGUGUGCUCGAUCGGUGGGUGCAAUACGGCCUGCGGGACAUGCCCACGCUCCUACAUCCGGACGACUCGAAGAACAAGGACGGGUCGCCCAAGGUGACGUUGACAACUCCAGUCCCACAGGAAGUAUUCACCUUCCUCCGCCCGAACUAUGAGGGAUACGGAUACAACGGCCGCCCGGUGAAUCGCAAAACGCACCCGGACGUGACCCCGGGAUUGCCCUCGAUUUACCCCUUCUAUCGCUCCGAAGGACCCAAGACCUUCUUCCGCCUCGAAGAACUCCGGCCGUCGGUGCUCUACAUCUUCGGUGGACAGUCCGAGGUCGGCACGCCGGACGCCUGCAAGGCGAAAAUGGACAUUACGGGUGUCGGCCCUGGUGGUAGCGGCGGAGCACCGGAGGGGAGGGUGCGGAGUGUGCUCUUCGAGGACCUUGGCCAUCUCAUCGCCAUGGAGGCGGUGGACCGGACGGCGGACUCGUCCUGCGAGUGGAUCGGGAGUGAGAUGAAGAUCUGGCGUGAGGACGAGGAGGAGCACAACCGCACCUGGGGUCAGAAGAGCCUUGUCGAGAAACAGAGCCUCGACGAGCAGUGGAAGACGAUGAUCGGUGGGCCCCUCGAGAGGAAACCGAAGGGUCCAAAGCUAUGA
Fonsecaea erecta is the source of this 1281-nucleotide messenger RNA. RefSeq lists its product as hypothetical. Lineage: Eukaryota; Fungi; Ascomycota; Eurotiomycetes; Chaetothyriales; Herpotrichiellaceae. The coding region runs from base 1 to 1281 and encodes 426 amino acids. The record is from RefSeq and is a predicted model, not a curated record. The transcript has 2 exons.